UCCAAUCCCGGAAAAUAACAUAAAAAGUUUGUGUCGCAACUUGCUCUGUCAAAACGUUUAAUUUUCCAUUCUUUCUAAAACAAUUAUUGUACGAAUGCGUUGGACUAUAUGAUAUCAUAAUGAAGUCUGCAUUGUUACACGUUUUGGUGCCCGUUUGUGUUUGUGUCGUUUUGGCGAACACUGGUCUAUUCAACAGCGUUUUAGUCGACAUGAGCUAUGAUCACUACGCCGAGAAGACAGUUGACUACUUACCCUGUUACCUGGCAAUGCCAUUCAACUCCUUGGUCAAUUUGGGAUACAUUUUCAUGGGCAUUUACUGGCUACUUCAACGGACGGACGGUAAAAGAGACACUAGGGCAGAUUACGUCAAAGACAUGUUCGCACUCAUGGCCAUUGCCUACGCACCUGUGCAGUGGGUGCGCCUCGCGACUCUCCUUCGUGCGCCCGCUGUUUUGGACCAGUGGUUCACGCUUCCCAUCUUCGCGUGGGUGCUGGUGUGGUGCGAUUUUAUCGAGCACGGUUGGCGGCCACGGUACAUGUUAACGGUCGAGUUAUGCUCCAUUCUCAGCUAUGGUCUUUCGCUGGUGCACGACCAAGGGUUCGAGGUGGCCCUCGGAUGUCAUGUGGCAUUCGCGGUCAUCAAAGGUGUAGGGGUAAACCGUAACCAUGGGGACUGCCACUCCCGGAGAUACCUGGGUCUUGCGGUACUGUCAUGCAGUGGUUUCGUGUUGCUGAAACUGUUUGAUCACACCCUGGCCCGGUACCGACCCUUCCAACAUCUCACUGGACACUUCUGGUCCAAAGUGUGUGACAUUCUGCAGUUCCACUACACUUUCUGCUUUCUCACGCGCUUCACCAAAACGGACUGAAUAAUAAGUCUGUCCAUGGAUGAUCAAUGGCAAUAGAUCUGAGUCUGUCUGCAACUGUGUUAAUUCAUUCAAUUGUCUUCAUGGACUUAAGGGAGCAGAAAUUGUGUAGAAGAAACAUAACACACUACAAGGACAAAUGACAAAACUGUGUUGGUCAUUCACUGAAGUUAUAUUCUAGAUAGUAGGUCAAUCACACCUAAUUCAGAUUUGAAAAGAAAUGUAGGUACAGGUAGGCUGGUUUGAUAAAAUGCAGAGGGGAAAAGGCAGCAAGAACUGAGUCAGCCAAUGAUUUAAGACUGAUGAAGAUAUAUAUUUGUUUUUUUUUUGUAAUUUUAACCAAUGCACGACAUCGCGUUCGUUAACAUCUAAUCUCCUAAGAGAUCAACAUCAGUGCAACAUAUAUUUCCAACAAAUGUGUAAAUAUGUCAAGAAAACAAUCAUUGUCAUAUCUCAAAUUGGAGGAAUUAAAACUGUUUUAUGAGAAAUCUUUUAGCCACCAA
This is a messenger RNA of Oncorhynchus keta (chum salmon), 1369 nucleotides long. RefSeq names its product transmembrane protein 187 (gene tmem187). The coding region runs from base 120 to 869 and encodes 249 amino acids. NCBI's taxonomy places the organism in Eukaryota, Metazoa, Chordata, Actinopteri, Salmoniformes, Salmonidae. Gene Ontology annotation, cellular component: transport vesicle. The transcript has a single exon. The record is from RefSeq and is a predicted model, not a curated record.